Molecule: messenger RNA, 1117 nt
Organism: Lepisosteus oculatus (spotted gar)
Lineage: Eukaryota; Metazoa; Chordata; Actinopteri; Semionotiformes; Lepisosteidae
Gene: cryba1l2
Product: crystallin, beta A1, like 2
Biological process (GO): visual perception; lens development in camera-type eye
Molecular function (GO): structural constituent of eye lens
Source: RefSeq, a predicted model, not a curated record
GUACUACCUGGACAAUAUAAAACCAGGCCGCCAGAAACACGACAGCUCUACGAAGUCAAACGGGUUUGCUCUGGGAACGCGAUCCGACACAUCCCGUAGCUAAAGAUGCAGAAAACUACAAUGACACAGCAGGGAAUGGGCUUUGCUCCUUUCUGGAAGGUGACAGUGUGGGAGCAGGAGUAUUUCCAGGGCAAAUGUCAGGAGUUCACAGCUGAGUGCUGCAACAUCCAGGACUGUGGAUUCGACAACAUCCGCUCCAUCCGUGUGGAGAGUGGAGCGUGGGUGGGAUUUGAGCACCACGAUUUCCAGGGGCAGCAGUUUGUCUUGGAAAGAGGAGAGUACCCCCGCUGGGACGGCUGGAGUGGCAGCCUAUCCUACCAUGUGGAGAGACUGAUGUCUUUUCGACCAAUCUACUGCGCUUCUCACCACAGCAGUCGCAUGAUGAUCUUCGAGAAGGAGAACUUCAUGGGCCGCAGUGUGGAGCUGUGCGAUGACUACCCCUCCCUGCAGGCCAUGGGCUGGUGCAACAAUGAAGUAGGAUCCAUGCAUGUGCAGUGCGGCGCCUGGGUGUGUUACCAGUACCCAGGAUACAGGGGCUACCAGUACAUCAUGGAGUGUGAGCGACACAGCGGGGACUACCAGCACUGGAAGAACUGGGGCUCCCACUCCCAGACCCCCCAGAUCCAGUCCAUCCGCCGGAUCCAGCACUGAGCUCCAUCCCACUGCUGACACCAGACACACACACACUGCAGCACUCACUUCUGUAUUACCACACCGACACACUGAUACACAUUCACACAACCCUUCGCACACACCUGCCUCUGGCUUUUAUUAGAAUUGAAGAUGGCGAAGCGUGCACGUACGCGCACACACACACUGGCAGUUCAAAACCAACGUGGAAACAUGUAUGCGUGUUCUGUGGCCAACACUACAUAGCGUGCACAGGGCUGGAGACCGGUGGGCUGUGUGAGCUGAUGCUCAGGGAGUGACCGUAACCACCAAAUCUGGCACCUGACUAGUGCAUUGUGGGCUGCCGCUGCAAUGAUGUCAUCAGGACGUACAGUGUGCCACGUGUCUAGGAGUUUGAACCGACAAUAAUAAAGCUCCAUUCAAUGAA